Ziziphus jujuba (common jujube) is the source of this 1162-nucleotide messenger RNA. RefSeq lists its product as uncharacterized. The transcript has 7 exons. The record is from RefSeq and is a predicted model, not a curated record. Gene Ontology annotation, molecular function: rRNA binding; rRNA (pseudouridine) methyltransferase activity. Gene Ontology annotation, biological process: rRNA base methylation. Lineage: Eukaryota; Viridiplantae; Streptophyta; Magnoliopsida; Rosales; Rhamnaceae. Gene Ontology annotation, cellular component: nucleolus; small-subunit processome. Bases 159 to 1025 code for a protein of 288 amino acids.
UCCUGAACCCUAAUAAUAAAAUUCCAUUCCAUACAUAUUAGUGCUACAAUCCAAUCCCAUCCCUUACCACUGCUACUGCUACUCCGGGCGGUUUUCAAGUGGCAGCUUGAACCGGCGAAUCACACGCGUUCUUGUCUUCAGCUUUCUUUCAGGUAGCAAUGGUUCGGCCUUAUGCGGUAAAGGGAAAGAAGAGAAAGAAGAGCGAAGGGAAACACUAUAGGGAAGAAGCUGAUGAGCAACAACAACUUGAAGCUGUUAAGAGGACUAUGUUUCACAAAACUGCGAGUAAUGGAGAUGAUGAACAAGCAGUAGAUACGGAAAAAGAUGGUGCUAAUGGUGAUAUUGAUGAGCUUGAUGGAAUCCCACUGGCCCCAAGUGAUCAAAAGGAUGUCAACAGAGCUGGGGUCACCUUUAUACUCGAGAAAGCUUCUCUGGAAGUCGCCAAAGUUGGAAAGACUUACCAGCUUUUGAACUCCGAUGAUCACUCCAAUUUCUUGCGGAGAAAUAAUAGAAAUCCUGCUGAUUACAGACCUGAUAUUGUUCAUCAGGCUCUUCUAAUGAUCUUAGAUAGCGUACUGAAUAAGGCUGGUAUGCUGCGAGCUGUGUAUGUGAAAACUGAUAAAGGCGAUCUGAUUGAAAUCAAACCUAAUGUUCGAAUUCCUAGGACAUUCAAGCGGUUCGCGGGUAUCAUGUUGCAGCUGCUACAGAAACUGAGUAUAAAUGCUGUUGGUAAGCGUGAAAAACUCAUGAAGGUGAUCAGAAACCCCGUGACACAGUAUUUACCUCUUAACUCCCGCAAGAUAGGCCUCUCGUAUAGUUCAGAAAAAUUGGUUAAGUUGCAAGAUUAUGUAGAAACAUAUUCAAACGACACAAGCCUAGUUUUUGUGGUUGGUGCAAUGGCUCAUGGAAAAGUUGAGACGGACUAUACUGACGAUUAUAUAGCAAUUUCUAGCUAUCCAUUGAGUGCUGCAGUCUGCAUCGGAAAGAUUUGCGUGGCAUUGGAGAAUAAAUGGAAUCUAUUGUGAUCUACAGGCUUCUACAUCUUCUAGAUGAUAAAAUUAGUCCUGAAAUAUCUUAUAUUCUAGGUAAAACUUGUAAUUCCUGCAAGUUCUUUUGGAGAGCAUAUACAAAUUUUUAUUAUAUAUUUAUUAGAUUUUUUUGA